Messenger RNA from Cygnus olor (mute swan), 2294 nucleotides. It is a transcript of the gene AGMAT, whose product is annotated as agmatinase. The record is from RefSeq and is a predicted model, not a curated record. Lineage: Eukaryota; Metazoa; Chordata; Aves; Anseriformes; Anatidae. Gene Ontology annotation, molecular function: agmatinase activity; metal ion binding. The coding region runs from base 491 to 1606 and encodes 371 amino acids. The transcript has 7 exons.
UCUGUUUUGUUUCACUGCCAUUCUAGUUAAUGAGACACUUUGUAAGAUUCCUCAGCAUUCGGGGUGCUUUUGCAACAUGUAGGUAAAAAAUACCCACUGUGUGUCAGUGUACCAAACGCUGCCUUCCUUUUGUAGCUGCAGGUGAGCCGAAGCACCAUGUUUCCCCGCACGUUUCCAGUUUCCCGGUCAUGCAAAUUCCAGCUAAUCCUCACUGGAGGUGCAGGAGGCAAAGCUGCUUGCUGCCUCGCUCCUGUUGGGGGGGGAUUGGAAAGAGGAUCAUGGGCGGGCGUGGGGACGUGAGGGCUGUGCCCUCGCUGGGCAGCCACAGCAGCAGCAGCAGCCCCUCCUGCUGCACUUUGAACCCCAGGAGGGCGACAUGGCCGAGCCGCUCGGCUCUUGGCCCAGCCGUGACGGUUGAGCCGGGACGGGGCUGGGCUCCACGGCCGUGCCGUGCGUGGGGCAGAGGGCGGUUGGGUGCUCUGGGGGCAGGAUGAGGCUCCUGCUCCACGCUGGCUGCGGUGAGCUGCUGGCCCGGGCAGCCCGGCUCGCUGCUCGACGGCUGCUCACAUCCUCUGCGGCGGCGGCCGCCCCGUGCCAUGGCCGAGCCGGUCCCUGCCUGCCACCCACGGCUCCGUGCAGCGGGGUCCCUCGCCGCUGGAGCUCGAGCUUCAACGUGCCCCCCAGCGCCGAGUUCGUGGCCCGGCCUGUGGGGGUCUGCUCCAUGCUGAGGCUUCCCGUCCGGGCCUCGGCAGAGGGGCUGGAUGCAGCUUUCGUCGGCGUCCCCCUGGACACGGGCACGUCCAACCGGCCGGGAGCCAGGUUCGGUCCGCGCCAGAUCCGGGCCGAGUCGGCGAUGGUGAGGAGGUACAACGCCAGCACCGGGGCGGCGCCUUUCGACUCCCUCCUGGUGGCUGACAUCGGAGACGUGAACGUGAACCUCUACAACCUGCCCGCCAGCUGCCGCCUCAUCCGCGAGGCCUACCAGAAGAUCGUGGCCUCCGGCUGCGUGCCCCUCACCUUGGGCGGAGAUCACACCAUCACGUACCCGAUCCUGCAGGCCGUGGCAGAAAAACACGGCCCCGUGGGGCUGGUGCACGUGGAUGCUCACACCGACACUGGCGACAGGGCCCUGGGGGAGAAGAUCUACCACGGGACCCCGUUCCGGCGCUGCGUGGACGAAGGGCUGCUGGACUGCAGCCGCGUGGCUCAGAUCGGCAUCCGGGGCUCCUCCUAUGCCCCCGACCCUUACAAAUACUGCCGGGACCAGGGUUUCCGGGUGGUGCUGGCCGAGGACUGCUGGCUCAAGUCCCUGGUGCCGCUGAUGGCAGAGGUGAGGCAGCAGAUGGGGGACGAGCCGGUCUACAUCAGCUUCGAUAUCGACGGGCUGGACCCCGCCUACGCCCCGGGAACUGGGACGCCGGAGAUAGCCGGGCUCACGCCCGCACAGGCUUUGGAGAUCAUUCGUGGCUGCAAGGGGCUGAAUAUAGUGGGAUGCGACCUUGUUGAAGUUGCACCGAUGUACGAUGUCUCCGGUAACACAGCCCUCUUAGGGGCCAAUCUGCUGUUUGAAAUGUUGUGCGUCCUUCCCAGAGUGAAAACAAUGUGAGGGCAGCUCCUGCCCGGCCCAGGACCCCUCUGCAGGUCGUAAAGGUAAAGCAGCACCACCAGAGACACCGUGACAGACCUCAGUCCUUCAGUGUCCUGCUCUCUCCCCCACUUGCAGCAAACGCGUGCUUUUCGGUACGGAAUAAAUGCCGUUUCCUGCUAGAAGAGGUAAUUGCAAGCUCAUAAAGUGCGGAUGGGUUUUGAACAGCGCAUUUACUGCUGUCUGUAGGAUCUGAGUUUGCUCGGGAAGGAAAAAGACGAGGCUAAUGGCACCACCACUGCAGGGGGAACGACUCACCUGGCAGCUCUGCUCCUACAGGACCAUUACAAACCUGUCACUGGUAAAAGGUUUUUCCCAGUAAGAGAGAGAAGCAGGACAGCUAACGUAGAGCUUUAGAGGGUGGCUGAGCGAGCGGCACCUGUGGCUCAUUCUGACAGCAGAGGGCUAUUUGCCUCAACAUAGCAGCCUGCCUUCCUGAUGGGGGGAUACCUGAGCUUCCUUUGGCUGACUGCUGGAAUUCCAGGAGCGGUUUAAUCCCCCCUGGGGCUUUUCUGAGCUGGCGUGGACACGAGGUCGGAUUGCACACGGAAGCAGAGAGCCACCUCAUCACACAUUAAAAUAGUUUAUUUUGGUUGCGAAUCUGUAAUCGUCUUAAAACAAAAUGACAUCAGUGCCUGGUCACAAAUAC